UUGUUGACUCCUACUGUUGGAUAUCCCUUCCCCUAGUUUCUUCUGGUUUAACGUUUAAGAUAUUACUAGUUUCAAUUGAAAGUGUAAGCAUCCCGCUGUGCCUCUUGUGUACCUUUUUAUUAUUGAAUUCACGCACUGUACACGUGAGUAUUACGAGAAGAUGUAGAUACUUGAUGGAAUUUAUUUUAUAUGGUGCUCUGAAAGAUUGUAAGAAAACGAUUGAAACUUUGCCUUUACAUAUAUCUACAUUUCCUUGAAGAAAUAUGAACCAGUUGGGUGUCAUCUGUUUAAUAAAUCUUAUUUUAGUGCAGUUCAGUCAAGCAAUUCUGCUACCUCCUUUUAAAUUGAAACAAUCUCAUCCUAACAUACGAUCAAAUAAUUUUCAUUUAUCUAAAAAAGAAAUCGAAGACGCUGUUCAAGUAGCAAAAAGAUUUACCAGUUAUUUGGAAAAAUUCGAAGAAACAAUCCAAUGGCCUUCUAGAAUUGUGGAAGGUACACCCGCUCAUGGACUGUUUAUUUCGCAAGCUCCCAAAUGGAAAGGAAUAGAGCGGGGAAGACAUGCUUUGUUAGCUAUCCAAGCUUCGGCCCAGCUGUCUUAUUACUGUCAUGAAGAAAAGGAAAUAAGUUUGGAUAAAUGUAGCGAUAUUUUGCUCCAUUACAAUUUCUAUAAUUCAUCCCUUGAAGAUUCCUGCAAACAUCUGCAAAGAAACUGCACAACUGUCGAUGAGUUGAGUGGUUUUAGAUCAAUAAACGGAUCAUGCAAUAAUUUUAAUAAAGGAAGUCUUGGGGAAUCAUAUACAACAUUCGAGAGAUUACUACCUGCCGUUUACUUAAAUAAUUAUGAUGCACCUAAACGCUCUCUUACUAAAGCAGCUUUACCGAGUGCUAGAAAAAUUAGUACCGCUAUCAUUAGCAAUGAACCUAAUCCACAUGAGUCACUCACCAUGGCAUUCAAUCAAUUUGGACAAUUUAUAGAGCAUGAUUUGAGCAACAUAGCUUUGUCUGUAAUGAUUCAUCGUAAUGAUUCCUUUACGUGCUGUGGUACAGAUGGAUAUGAGAUAGCUCCAAGAUACAAGCAUCCUUUGUGUAUGCCAGUUAAAAUUUCCUCAGAUGAUAAGUAUUAUUCUAAAAAAUAUGUGCAAUGUAUGAAUUAUGUUCGAUCUCUGCCUGCUAUGAGACCAGAUUGUUCGAUUGGAUAUUUAGAACAGCAAAACCAAGCUACACAUUACCUAGACGGCUCCCAGAUCUACGGUACCUCCGAUGAAGCUUCUUGGGAGCUGCGCACCAAAGAAGGAGGCAAGUUGAAAACAAGCAAAAAUAAUUUUCCAUCUUUAUCCAAUAAACCCCAACAACAUUGUGGAGCAAAAUCAGAGAAGGAUGUAUGUUUUAUUUCUGGUGACCAACGUGUUAAUCUGCACCCGCAAAUUACAGUAAUCUACACGUUAUGGAUUCGAGAACACAAUAGGAUAGCAGAAGAAUUAUCUAGAGUUAAUCAACAUUGGGAUGACGAAAGAGUCUUUCAUGAAGCUAGAAAAAUAGUUAUAGCAGAAAUGCAGCAUAUAACUUAUUAUGAAUGGCUGAAAAAUUUAUUAGAUAUCAAAUAUUUAACCAUGAUAGAAAAAUUCUCAAAAUAUCGAGACGAUAUUGAUCCAUCUGUAUCUAAUGCAUUUGCAACUGCAGCUAUACGAUCUAUGUACUCCAUGCAUGCAGAAAACAUCAGCCUUGUCGAUCAUAACCAAAAAGAAAUUUCGGCAUUGGCUCAUCAUAAAUACUACAAUAAACCUGAGAUUGUAACAAAACAUAAACACUUUGAUCUGAUUCUGAAAGGAAUUUCCAACCAGGCGGCACAGAAAAUAAGUAACUUUUAUUCCAAUGAGUUGAACAGUAUGUUCCUAGCUGACGACAAUUAUGGAUACGACAUCGUCAGUUUGGACAUUCAAAGAGGAAGGGAUCACGGUCUUCCUGGAUAUAAUGAUUAUCGCAAACUCUGUGGAUUACCAAAGGCAUCUAAUUUUAAAGAUUUUAUGGACGUAAUGACCAAUAAUAGUGUCAACAUUCUCUCUAAACAAUACAAGCACGUAGAUGACGUUGAUCUUCUUAUCGGUGGACUUUUGGAAAAACCGUUACAGGGAUCUCUUGUAGGGCAAACAUUUUCUUGCAUGCUUGCUGAUCAGUUUGUGAGAAGCAGACGAGGAGAUCGCUACUUUUAUCUGAAUUCGCAGCAACCGAAGCCAUUUACUCACUUACAAUUGUCUCAAAUCAAGAAAAUCACGUUAGCUAGAAUAUUUUGUGAUAACUCAGAUAUAGCAACCAUUCAGCCAAAUGUUUUUGAAAAAGUUAGCUCAAGUAACAAGUUAAUGAACUGCAACACCAGUGAUCAAAUUCCCAAACUGGAUCUUAGCGUCUGGACUGAUUCAAGAAGAAAAUAAAUAAUUUUUUAUUAAUGUAAGACUGACUGACUAUUAGUUACUUAAAUUUUAGUGUAAGUGUAGAAAGAACUUAUAAAAUUACCUUUUAUCAUUAAAAUAUUUUAUAAAAACU
Diabrotica virgifera virgifera (western corn rootworm) is the source of this 2541-nucleotide messenger RNA. Its product is annotated as peroxidase. The transcript has 12 exons. Gene Ontology annotation, molecular function: heme binding; peroxidase activity. Gene Ontology annotation, biological process: response to oxidative stress. The record is from RefSeq and is a predicted model, not a curated record. Bases 264 to 2429 code for a protein of 721 amino acids. Lineage: Eukaryota; Metazoa; Arthropoda; Insecta; Coleoptera; Chrysomelidae.